Megalops cyprinoides (Indo-Pacific tarpon) is the source of this 2462-nucleotide messenger RNA. Its product is annotated as eukaryotic peptide chain release factor subunit 1-like. The record is from RefSeq and is a predicted model, not a curated record. The coding region runs from base 247 to 1578 and encodes 443 amino acids. Lineage: Eukaryota; Metazoa; Chordata; Actinopteri; Elopiformes; Megalopidae. Gene Ontology annotation, cellular component: translation release factor complex; cytosol. Gene Ontology annotation, molecular function: sequence-specific mRNA binding; translation release factor activity, codon specific. The transcript has 11 exons. Gene Ontology annotation, biological process: cytoplasmic translational termination.
ACAUGCGCGUCCCAACGCCCAACGAUCGGUAAAACCGAACCGGGCUGGGUCAGUAUCGGACCGCACCGGGCGGACGUUAGGGCCCGGGAGGGACAGGAGGCCCAGCAGCGCCACGCACUGCGCUCGCACUCCGAGCCGGUCCGCAGGCCUUCCCGGCCAGCGCAGCCGCUCAGCUGCUCUGGCAUUGAAAUAUUUUAGGAUAACAGGCCGAGUCUCGUAGUGUGCUGAGACGAUCGCAGCAGGAAGAUGGCGGACGACCCGAGCGCGGCGGACAGGAACGUGGAGAUCUGGAAGAUAAAGAAGCUGAUCAAAAGCCUCGAGGCAGCGCGGGGGAAUGGCACCAGCAUGAUCUCCCUGAUCAUCCCUCCUAAAGAUCAGAUCUCUCGAGUGGCCAAGAUGCUGGCGGACGAGUUCGGCACAGCAUCCAACAUCAAGAGCCGAGUCAACAGGCUGUCUGUGCUGGGCGCCAUCACCUCUGUGCAGCAGAGACUCAAACUCUACAACAAGGUGCCCCCUAAUGGACUGGUGGUGUAUUGUGGUACCAUUGUGACAGAGGAGGGAAAAGAGAAGAAAGUGAACAUUGAUUUUGAGCCUUUUAAACCCAUCAACACUUCCCUGUAUCUCUGUGAUAAUAAAUUCCACACUGAGGCUCUGACUGCACUGCUGUCAGAUGACAGUAAGUUUGGCUUCAUUGUGAUUGACGGCAGUGGUGCCCUGUUCGGGACACUGCAGGGGAACACCCGGGAGGUGCUGCACAAGUUCACUGUGGACCUGCCCAAAAAACACGGGCGGGGUGGGCAGUCUGCUCUGCGCUUUGCUCGUCUGCGGAUGGAGAAGAGACACAACUACGUGCGCAAAGUGGCAGAGACAGCUGUCCAGCUCUUUGUGUCCAACGACAAGGUCAACGUGGCGGGCAUGGUUCUGGCUGGGUCCGCUGACUUCAAGACGGAGCUGAGCCAGUCUGACAUGUUUGACCCGCGGUUACAAGCCAAGGUCCUGAAGCUGGUGGAUAUUUCAUACGGAGGGGAGAACGGCUUCAACCAGGCCAUCGAGCUGUCGGCAGAGGUGCUGUCCAACGUCAAGUUCAUCCAGGAGAAGAAGCUCAUAGGCCGCUACUUUGAUGAGAUCAGUCAGGACACGGGGAAGUACUGCUUCGGGGUGGAGGACACGCUGAAGGCGCUGGAGAUGGGCGCCGUGGAGAUCCUCAUCGUCUACGAGAACCUGGACACCAUGCGAUACAUCCUGCGCUGCCACGGCGCCGAGGGAAACACUUCUGAGAACGAUGAGAAGACCCUGUACCUGACACCAGAGCAGGAGAAGGACAAGUCUCACUUCACAGAUAAGGAGACAGGGCAGGAGCACGAGCUGAUUGAGAGCAUGCCGCUGCUGGAGUGGUUCGCCAACAACUACAAGAAGUUCGGCGCCACGCUGGAGAUCGUUACAGACAAGAGCCAGGAGGGGUCACAAUUCGUCAAGGGUUUUGGGGGCAUUGGAGGGAUCCUGCGAUACCGGGUGGAUUUCCAGGGAAUGGAGUACCAGGGAGACGACGAUGAGAUAUUUGAUCUGGAUGACUACUGAGUAGUCGAGACUGGCGUGGGGGACAGAGAAGUACAGCAAAAAGCCCUCACACACAGAGAGGCAGCAAGAGAAAGCAUCUGCACAUCUGCCCCUGCCUGGGAACAGCCAUUCCACCCCUCGCUCAGAUUGGACAUUUCUACAUCCUUUUUCUCCGCUAAAUUAACGUGAAGCAGCAGCAGGACCCAGCCCUCAGACUCUCCUCUUUCUGGACUCACACUUCUUAUACAGAAAUAUAUUUUUCUUUAUUACCCUCAUCCCUAUCCCUCUCUCCUUCUCUGUUUUCUUUUUUACUGGCUGCUGUUAUGUUUUAUGAGAGUUUGGGUUUUUUUUUUACCUGGGUUUCUGUAGCGAAUGGGGAAAGAGGAUUAAAUUUGAACUAUUUAACACCAUCUCUGCUCUGGCCACGCCUCCAAUUUCAUCCGCUUCAAUUCUGUGCCAGUCAGGAGGAGCCUGUGCUGGGGACCGUGGCCGAGCUGACCCAGGGCUGGCCUGGGGGGCGCAUUGAGGGCCCUGCAGUGUUACUGGCUGUUAGAGUCUCUGCCACAGUUCAGAUCAUUCACUAAAAAACCUGUUCAAAACAUGCCCUUAAUUCAGACACAGAAAAUUUGCCAGGGGGUUGGGCGUGGCUGCUGUGUGCUGCACAUCCUUCCUGCUGAAACUGCUGGCUCCUGAUCAUCCCCGUCCGAAAGGGCUGAGGUCUCUGCCUUUCCCUCUCUUCCCCGUCCGAAAGGGCUGAGGUCUCUGCCUUUCCCGCUCUCCCCCGUCCGAAAGGGCUGAGGUCUCUGCCUUUCCCGCUCUCCCCCGUCCGAAAGGGCUGAGGUCUCUGCCUUUCCCUCUCUCCCCCGUCCGAAAGGGCUGAGGUUUCUGCCUUUCCCUCUCUCCCC